AUGCAGAGUUCAGUGCAGGCACAGCAGGAGAACAUUGUUCUCGAUACCGUGGAUAAUGCAGAUGGCUUGGAGCAGCUUGUGGUCGUUUGUGUUGGCUUGGAUGCUCCUAUUCAGCGCCAUCUGGAAGACUUACAGACACGGUCACGGCUGUAUAGAGGUCUAACGCGGGCGCAACUCUUGGCCAUCGUGGUCAAUGAAAAGGUGCUGGGAGGUUGGCUGGAAUUUUUAGGCAUGGUGACAUUCUCUGAAUCCUCUGAUGAAGCACUUGCAGAGAAGGAGUCUGUCCAAAGUAUCCAAAAGGCAGCUGCCAAAGUCCAUCAAGAAGCCUUGCAGACUCAGACCGUGGAAGAGAGCCAUGCAGAGACCCAUGAUGCUGGCGCAGAGGGCGACGACAACGAUUUUCUUGAUGAGUUUCUGGACAAGCCGAUGCCAGUUUGGGACACCAGCGGCAACACCAUGUCACAGCCGACGGCUUUGCUCUUCAACCCGUUUUCCUCCGCGGAUGAGGUUCCGAUUGCCAUGUUCUCUAUGCGAUGGAAUGAAAGAAACAAAGGUACCGAAAGGCUUUUUCGAGAUGUGGCCGAGCUGCUGCGUGGACGUUGUAUAAGAAUUCUCGCGGUAGAUGCACAGGCCCCUGACUUCGGUGCGGUGACCCUCAGAUAUUUGCACGUGCUGAAGGCGAAAAGAGGCGUGAUGCUCGCCGUCUGCACAGCGGACUACGGAGAGAUGACCACCGAUCCUUUCUCCACCAACAUCCAGCUGACUUAUGCCCUCGACCAUCACAUAGAGAUCCUACCGCUGAAGGUCGAAGAGAUCUACCCGCCCCAGCCGCCCUCUGGCCCGGACCACCCUGUCGACAAACAUCGACUCGGCGAACUCCUCAUCUGGACGGCGAUGCCGCCAGACAAGUUCUACCUCGACUGCUGUCUCAAGACGAAGGACCAAAUCGCGGAUGAAAUUGAAGCGGCUCUGAGGGACAGAAAGGCCGAGGCUCGCAACAUCUUUCCUCGCCUGAGAGGUUCAGGGCUCUACUGUUUAAUAUAG
Symbiodinium sp. CCMP2592 is the source of this 1044-nucleotide messenger RNA. NCBI's taxonomy places the organism in Eukaryota, Dinophyceae, Suessiales, Symbiodiniaceae. The record is from the annotation of a GenBank genome assembly.